AUGUACAAAAAAUUAACGGUAAUUGUAACAAUAAUAUUCGUAAUUGAUAUUGUCGCUGGAACGCCGCUAAAGGAAGAAGAAGUCACGACAAAACAGACGUUGAAGAAGCGCGAUGUGAGUUCACUUAAGUUGCAAAGGAAUAAUGAUGAAUCGGUCUAUGGCAAUAAUACUCCUGGCCAUGAAGCUCAGACACUGAAUUAUGUAUACAAAAAAGCACCAAACGAUAAUUAUUAUUUCGCCUAUAAACAAUCAGACUUACAAGAGCGCGAAGAAACGGGAAUUUACGAAUAUGAUGCAGAGCAAAACAAAAGGAAACUGAAAGUGACUGGAUUUUAUGAAUACAUUCGACCUGACGGAAUAAAACAACGUGUUGAAUAUACAUCUGAUGACAUGGGAUUUCAUCCAAAUGUGAUUGAAUCAUGA
This is a messenger RNA of Chironomus riparius, 423 nucleotides long. NCBI's taxonomy places the organism in Eukaryota, Metazoa, Arthropoda, Insecta, Diptera, Chironomidae. The record is from the annotation of a GenBank genome assembly.